AGCCCCCUCACAAGCCCACAGACUUUAAGACAGACGACUCUGAAAUUUUAGAACCUGUGCAGAGAAAGUGGUUUUAUACCAGAAGUUGAAAGAGUAAGGUCGUAUACCUUUUUUAACAUCUUUAGUUUGUCUUAAUGGAAGGAUUCAUCGCCACUUUGGUUGGUACUGUUUUCCAGAGUUUAUGCAGAUUUCUAAUAUGGCAGGGAAAAGGACAGGAAGUUAGAAACCUCUUCACUCUGGGGGGAAAAAAAAGACUUCAAGUAAUGCAACUAAUUAUUUUGAAAGAUACCCUGAAAAUAGAGUGGGCGUCUGGAUAAAGUAUUUGAUAGGCCUUAUGAAAUUGUGUUGCUUAACCAGAAAGCAAUGUGUUGCUAGAUGGGGCAGUUUUAUCUAGUAACUGUCGUGUUUAAAAUAUCUGUGUAUGAUAUUAUUUGUUUAAUUUAACUGGGGCAAAAUCAACUUUGGGAAUGGUUUUCUAUUUAGACAAGGGAAAUACUGCAGUUUCUAAUUAGAGUUCUGGAAUAAGCUCAAGCUGUGUUAACCUAUGGUAUGGAGCAGCAGAACAGAAAAUAUGUCAAAUUCUGUAUCGGUGUGGCUUUAAAUACACACACAGACACACAAACUAGAGACUAGCCCCCCAAAAGAUAGUUUGCAUAAAAAUACAACCACUUGAAUACAGAGAAUAAAGAGGUUAGUAAAAACUGAACAUCUGGGAAGAGUGUAUUAAUUGGCAAUUUUCUUUCUUUAAUCCUUGAAAAUAUUAAAUGAUUUUCUAAGAAUCAACUUAGUUUAAUAUGCUCAUUUAGACAGGCAAAAUGAUCAAGACUCUUUUUGUAUUCAUUUUGUUUUAGGGAGCCCCCUAAUGAAAGUCUUCAGUAAACAGUUUCUCUGCAUGAACUGAUUUUCAUGAGGCCAUUGUGGAGAGAGGCAUCUGUGGGCUUGUGAGGCCGCUCUGCCACACCAGUAAGGAUCAGGGAAAGAAAAUACCUAGGCCACACCGUUGCAGUCUUUAAAUGCAUGCCAAUCUGAAGCAUUUACAUGGACCCCUUUUAUCACGUAAAUGGUCAUCUUUUACAUCGGAAGUUAAGCUUUAGAAAUAUCUCACUUUGGAUCCAAAUAUUUGUCAGUUUCUCAGUCUGCGAUCAGAAUUGUGCUAUCAUUCACAAUGAAUAUUCAUGAAUGGUCAUCUUCAUUCUAUUACUUUAUACAGUUUUAAUCAGCAUUUUAUGAGGUGAGCCGGGACAAGAGCUUCUGGUUACAGUUAGGAUAAGAUGGAAGACGUUGAGGUUGCUAUUGGUAAGAUCUAAGCUGCUACCACCUAUCCCACUGGACGACAGGAGGGGAAUGUGUUUUGUGUGCACUCGACAGAGCACUUCAGAACCCAGGCUGCUUUCAGGAACAUUUCUGUGGACUCCCAGGGCUGAUUCCACUAGAAGCAAGAUGGCCGAACUCAAUACCCAUGUGAAUGUCAAGGAAAAGAUCUAUGCAGUUAGAUCAGUUGUUCCCAACAAAAGCAAUAAUGAAAUAGUCCUGGUGCUACAACAGUUUGAUUUUAAUGUGGAUAAAGCCGUGCAAGCCUUUGUGGAUGGCAGUGCAAUUCAAGUUCUAAAAGAAUGGAAUAUGACAGGAAAAAAGAAGAACAAUAAAAGAAAAAGAAGCAAGUCCAAGCAGCAUCAAUGCAACAAAGAUGCUAAAGACAAAGUGGAGAGGCCUGAGGCAGGGCCCCUGCAGCCACAGCCACCGCAGAUUCAAAAUGGGCCCAUGAAUGGCUGCGAGAAGGACAGCUCCUCCAUGGAUUCUACCAACGAGAAACCAGCCCUUAACCCUCAUGAGAAAAAGAUCUCAAUACUUGAGGAACCUUCAAAGGCACUUCGUGGGGUCACAGAAGGCAACAGACUACUGCAACAGAAACUAUCCUUAGAUGGGAACCCCAAACCUAUACAUGGAACAACAGAGAGGUCAGAUGGCCUACAGUGGUCAGCUGAGCAGCCUUGUAACCCAAGCAAGCCUAAGGCAAAAACAUCUCCUGUUAAGUCCAAUGCCCCUGCAGCUCAUCUUGAAAUAAAGCCAGAUGAGUUGGCAAAGAAAAGAGGCCCAAAUAUUGAGAAAUCAGUGAAGGAUUUGCAACGCUGCACUGUUUCUCUAACUAGAUAUCGCGUCAUGAUCAAGGAAGAAGUGGAUAGUUCUGUGAAGAAGAUCAAAGCUGCCUUUGCUGAAUUACACAACUGCAUCAUUGACAAAGAAGUUUCAUUAAUGGCAGAAAUGGAUAAAGUUAAAGAAGAAGCCAUGGAAAUCCUGACCACUCGUCAGAAGAAAGCAGAAGAACUAAAGAGACUUACUGACCUUGCCAGUCAGAUGGCAGAGAUGCAGCUGGCCGAACUCAGGGCAGAAAUUAAGCACUUUGUCAGUGAGCGUAAAUAUGAUGAAGAGCUCGGGAAAGCUGCCCGGUUCUCCUGUGACAUCGAACAGCUGAAGGCCCAAAUCAUGCUCUGUGGAGAAAUUACACAUCCAAAGAACAACUAUUCCUCAAGAACUCCCUGCAGCUCCCUGCUGCCUCUGCUGAAUGUGCAUGCAGCUACCUCUGGGAAACAGAGUAAUUUUUCCCGAAAAUCAUCCACUCACAAUAAGCCCUCCGAAGGCAAAGCAGCAAACCCCAAAAUGGUGAGCAGUCUCCCCAGCACCAUCGACCCCUCUCACCAGGCCAUGCCAGCCAACAAGCAGAACGGAUCUUCUAACCAAAGACGGAGAUUUAAUCCACAGUAUCAUAACAACAGGCUAAAUGGGCCUGCCAAGUCGCAGGGCAGUGGGAAUGAAGCCGAUCCACUGGGGAAGGGCAACAACCGCCACGAACACAGAAGACAGCCACACAACAGCUUCCGGCCCAAAAACAAAGGUGGUGCCAAAAAUCAAGAGGCCCCGUUGGGGAUGAAGACCCCUGAGGCCCCAGCCCAUUCUGAAAAGCCCCGACGAAGGCAGCACGCUGCAGACACCUCGGAGGCCAGGCCCUUCCGGGGUAGUGUUGGUAGGGUUUCACAGUGCAAUCUCUGCCCCACGAGAAUAGAAGUUUCCACAGAUGCAGCAGUUCUCUCAGUCCCGGCUGUGACAUUGGUGGCCUGAGCUAGGAUGAAAAAAGAGCAGUUUUCACUCAGUUUUGGUUCCCUGCCCGAGGUGCUGACCCAAUUCGCUGCCAAAAGAGAGUCAAUCAGAAUAUACAAAUCCUGUAUGGUUGUGUCUCCUCUCUUAAUCAUUUUUACUAAUUCUAAUAAUCAGCUCUAGCUUGCUUCAUAACUUUCAUGGCUUUGCUUGAUCUGUUGAUGCUUUCUCUCAUCAAGACUUUGCAGCAUUUUAGCCAGGCAGUAUUUACUCAUUGUUAGGAAUAUCAAGAUGUGGCUGAAGAUCAGAGGCUCAGUUAGCAACCUAUGUUGUAGCAGUGAUGUCAGUCCAUUGAUUGUCUUUAGAGAGUUAAUGUUACAAAAAAGAAUUCUUAAUAAUCAGACAAACAUGAUCUGCUGAGGACACAUGCGCUUUUGUAGAAUUUAACAUCUGGUGUUUUUCUGAAAAUAUAUAUAUACAUAUAUUGCUUUAUUUGAAACAAAUUAAAAUAUGCUGCAUUUGA
Molecule: messenger RNA, 3616 nt
Organism: Cebus imitator (Panamanian white-faced capuchin)
Lineage: Eukaryota; Metazoa; Chordata; Mammalia; Primates; Cebidae
Gene: SPATS2L
Product: spermatogenesis associated serine rich 2 like
Exons: 13
Coding region: 1345-3117 (590 amino acids)
Cellular component (GO): cytoplasm
Molecular function (GO): protein binding
Source: RefSeq, a predicted model, not a curated record